CCGCCGGCCCCGGCUUGCUCCAUGGUGCGGGAAGGCGGCAUGGCCCGGACCCCCCCCAGCUCCACGCAGGACAUCCAGAUGGACGUCUUGGACAACGCCGCUCUCCAGGGCAAGUACAGCAGGCGCAAGAGCCGCUUCAAGCGCUCGGAUGGCAGCACCUCAUCCGACACCACCUCCAACAGCUUCGUCAGGCAGGGCUCGGCCGAGUCCUACACGAGCCGCCCGUCGGACUCGGAUGUGUCGCUGGAGGAGGACCGCGAGGCGCUGCGCAGGGAGGCGGAGCUCCAGGCCAUGGCCCAGCUCGAGAAAGCCAAGACGAAGCCGGUGGCGUUCGCCGUCCGGACCAACGUCGGGUACAACCCCUCAGCCGGCGAUGAUGUCCCGGUGCAGGGCAUGGCCAUCUGCUUCGAGCCCAAGGACUUCCUGCACAUCAAGGAGAAGUACAACAAUGACUGGUGGAUCGGGCGCCUGGUGAAGGAGGGCUGCGAGGUCGGCUUCAUCCCCAGCCCCGUCAAGCUGGACACCAUGAGGCUGCUGCAGGAGCAGAAGAUGAGGCAGAACCGCCUGAGCUCCAGCAAAUCAGGCGACAACUCCAGCUCCAGCCUGGGUGAUGCGGUGACGGGGACGCGCCGGCCGACCCCCCCAGCCAGCGGUGCCCUGGACAUGCCUAGCUUUGCCUUUGACCCCGAUGAGUUAGAGGAGGAGGAGGCGGCCAUGGAGACCCACCGCUCCCCUAAGAGUAGCGUGAGCAGUGUCACCACCCCCCCAGCCCACAACAAGCGCAUCCCCUUCUUUAGGAAGACCGAGCACGUGCCCCCCUAUGAUGUGGUCCCCUCCAUGCGCCCCAUCAUCCUGGUGGGGCCGUCGCUGAAGGGGUACGAGGUCACGGAUAUGAUGCAGAAAGCACUCUUUGACUUCCUGAAGCAUCGCUUUGAUGGCAGGAUCUCCAUCACGAGGGUGACGGCCGACAUCUCCCUGGCCAAGCGCUCGGUGCUCAACAACCCCAGCAAGCACACCAUCAUCGAGCGCUCCAGCACGCGCUCCAGCCUGGCCGAGGUGCAGAGCGAGACCGAGCGCAUCUUCGAGCUGGCGCGGACGCUGCAGCUCGUGGCGUUGGAUGCCGACACCAUCAACCACCCUGCCCAGCUGGCCAAGACCUCCCUGGCGCCCAUCAUCGUCUACAUCAAGAUCGCCUCCCCGAAGGUCCUGCAGCGCUUGGUCAAGUCUCGCGGGAAGUCGCAGGCCAAGCACCUCAACGUGCAGAUGGUGGCCUCGGACAAGCUGGCGCAGUGCCCCCCGGAGAUGUUCGACAUCGUGCUGGACGAGAACCAGCUGGAGGAGGCCUGCGAGCACCUGGCCGAGUACCUGGAGGCCUAUUGGAAAGCCACGCACCCCCCCAGCAGCAACCCCCCCAACCCGCUGCUCAACCGCACCAUGGCCACGGCGGCGCUGGCCGCCAGCCCCGCGCCCGUCUCCAACCUCCAGGUACAGGUGCUCACCUCCCUGCGCAGGAACCUGGGCCUCUGGGGCCGUGGGGGCACCGAUGCCGGCCCCCCCGGUGCCCUGGAGGAGCACGCGCUGUGAGACACACACUGGAACCCCCCCCCACAUCAAUGCAGCAUCACCCC
Messenger RNA from Neopsephotus bourkii (Bourke's parrot), 1628 nucleotides. RefSeq names its product calcium voltage-gated channel auxiliary subunit beta 1 (gene CACNB1). The transcript has 13 exons. Lineage: Eukaryota; Metazoa; Chordata; Aves; Psittaciformes; Psittacidae. Gene Ontology annotation, molecular function: protein binding; high voltage-gated calcium channel activity. The coding region runs from base 22 to 1584 and encodes 520 amino acids. The record is from RefSeq and is a predicted model, not a curated record. Gene Ontology annotation, cellular component: voltage-gated calcium channel complex. Gene Ontology annotation, biological process: calcium ion transmembrane transport; chemical synaptic transmission; neuromuscular junction development.